AUCCCUUCGGAAAUUUUCUAAUACUCGUCGUGUUCGUUUUCCAAUCUCCAGUCUCCGAAGACUUCUAGAGAGAAAAAGAGAAAAUAGAGAGAGAGAGAGACAAGAGAACUCUCGUACGGACACAAUAUGGUUGAUGCCACUCAUAACAAUGGUCCCGGUGCCGGCCCCGGAGGCCAAUACACGGAUUUUCCGGCGAUUCCUUCCCAUGGAGGUCAGUACAUUCAGUACAACAUAUUUGGGAACUUAUUCGAAAUCACCUCCAAAUAUCGGCCUCCGAUUAUGCCAAUUGGGCGAGGAGCAUAUGGUAUUGUUUGCUCGGUGUUGAAUUCGGAGACGAAUGAGAUGGUUGCUAUGAAGAAAAUAGCCAACGCUUUUGAUAAUCAUAUGGAUGCCAAGCGUACGCUUCGGGAGAUUAAGCUGCUUCGUCAUUUGGAUCACGAAAAUAUCGUAGCUAUAAGGGAUGUGAUUCCUCCACCUUUGCGGCGAGAAUUUACCGAUGUCUACAUUGCAACUGAGUUGAUGGACACCGACCUUCACCAAAUUAUUCGUUCAAAUCAAGGUUUAUCAGAGGAGCAUUGUCAGUACUUCUUGUACCAGAUUCUUCGAGGGCUGAAGUACAUACAUUCUGCUAAUGUUAUACACAGGGACUUAAAACCCAGCAACCUUUUGCUGAAUGCAAAUUGUGAUCUUAAAAUAUGUGAUUUUGGUCUUGCUCGUCCCACCGCGGAAAAUGAGUAUAUGACAGAAUAUGUUGUCACCAGAUGGUACAGGGCCCCUGAGUUAUUGUUGAACUCUUCAGAUUAUACUGCUUCAAUAGAUGUGUGGUCUGUUGGUUGCAUAUUUAUGGAGCUUAUGAAUAGGAAGCCUCUGUUUCCAGGCAAAGACCAUGUUCAUCAGAUGCGCUUAUUGACAGAGCUCCUAGGCACACCAACAGAGUCAGAUCUCGGGUUCAUUCGAAAUGAAGAUGCUAAAAGAUACAUACGGCAACUCCCCUCGUUCCCUCGGCAACAGUUAGGCAGGGCUUUCCCACAUGUUCAUACACUGGCCAUAGACCUCAUCGAGAAAAUGUUGACAUUUGAUCCAAAUAGAAGAAUUACUGUUGAGGAAGCUUUGGCCCAUCCCUAUUUGACAAGACUGCAUGAUGUUGCUGAUGAACCAGUCUGCCCAAAUCCAUUCUCGUUCGAAUUUGAACAACAACCUUUGACAGAAGAACAAAUGAAAGACAUGAUCUACCAGGAAGCUAUUGCACUUAAUCCUCAGUAUGCUUAAUAAUGUGAAAAAAGGGUAUUCCAUGCUUAGGAUGGUCUAUGUAAUGCUUAAUUUGCCACUCUGCGAGUCUUUUUUUUUUCUUUUGUUAAAUAUUAAGAAUGAUACAACUGCAGUCCCAAAGGUUGCAAGUACCAAUAUGAUAUCUAGCUUGCGUGUCGAUCAACUGUAUCCUUGAGUGUUUGAUCCAUUUUGUUAGGUUGAUUCCCUCAUCUUUUCCAAAAUCCUUUUUGUGCUUGUUAUCCCCCUAUGUUUGUUAAAGAAAAAAAAAGAGUUGGGUCAGUUUUUCUUUGACCUGUGACAAGGGUAGUCAAUGCCAAACGUUGGUCGAUAACCGUGGAUAAAGAACUAUUGGUACUAUCCCUAGUUUUAUUUUUCCUUGAAAUCUUAAUGUAUUUGUUGUAUGGAUUGAUGUACUAAAAUUGUUAUGUAUAUAAUAAAAUAAAAAGAGAAAAUAACUUCUUUUUAUUUA
Humulus lupulus (European hop) is the source of this 1738-nucleotide messenger RNA. RefSeq names its product mitogen-activated protein kinase 3. The transcript is spliced from 6 exons. The record is from RefSeq and is a predicted model, not a curated record. Lineage: Eukaryota; Viridiplantae; Streptophyta; Magnoliopsida; Rosales; Cannabaceae. The coding region runs from base 127 to 1269 and encodes 380 amino acids. Gene Ontology annotation, molecular function: MAP kinase activity; ATP binding. Gene Ontology annotation, biological process: protein phosphorylation; intracellular signal transduction. Gene Ontology annotation, cellular component: nucleus; cytoplasm.